This is a messenger RNA of Saccostrea cuccullata (small rock oyster), 390 nucleotides long. Its product is annotated as ficolin-2-like. The annotation marks the transcript as partial. Lineage: Eukaryota; Metazoa; Mollusca; Bivalvia; Ostreida; Ostreidae. The transcript has 4 exons. The record is from RefSeq and is a predicted model, not a curated record.
AUAGCUUUUUUUGUCGGUACCAUCGGUUUCUUAUUUGAAGGAAAUAAACCAGGGCAUCAACUAGGACCAGCAGUAGAAAAUUUUCCAAGAGACUGCCAAGAUGUAUUAUGGGAGGGUUACAUGGAGAGCAAGGUGUACACGAUCUAUCCACAAGGAGGGGGACAGCUGGAGGUCUUCUGUGACCAGCACACAGAUGGUGGUGGUUGGACGGUUAUACAGCGACGGAUGGAUGGGGUGAUAGACUUUUUCCGGAAUUGGAAGGACUACAAGUACGGGUUUGGUAACAAGUCAGGGGAAUAUUGGCUUGGAAACCACCAAAUACAUGAAAUUGUUAAUCAAGGAUAUUAUGAACUGCGAAUAGACAUGUCUGACUUUAAUAAUGAAAAAAGG